This is a messenger RNA of Pocillopora damicornis (cauliflower coral), 1391 nucleotides long. RefSeq lists its product as uncharacterized. Gene Ontology annotation, cellular component: extracellular region. The record is from RefSeq and is a predicted model, not a curated record. Lineage: Eukaryota; Metazoa; Cnidaria; Anthozoa; Scleractinia; Pocilloporidae.
UUGCAUUUACUGACCAUGAAUCUAAUUUCUCUCUCCUCAGUAUGUACACCUGAUCAACUUAACGAGCUAAAUAGCUGUGGAUCUUAUGUGGAACUCGGGUUCUGCGAGCCAGAUUCCUUGUUUUUUAGCUUUGCGCUUCAGAAUUGCUUUUUCUCCUGUGGAUUUUGUCAACGUCCACCGACCACUUCACCACCGACCACUGCUCCACCAGUAUGCCUUGCAGACACAUUGGAGAGCUGCGAGGCCUAUCUGGCCUUGGGUCUCUGUGGGCCUGACAGCUUUUUUCGUGACUUUUUAGCCGUAAACUGCAACGCAACAUGUGGAAAUUGUAUUCCUACAACAACCAUGCCACCAACGACGACUGAGGCUACCACUACCAUCGCACUAACUACUGAGGCUACCACGACCAUGGCACCAACGACUGAGGCUAACACGACCAUGGAACCAACGACUGAGGCUAACACGACCAUGGCACCAACGACGGAGGCUAACACGACCAUGGCACCAACGACGGAGGCUACCACAACCAUGGCACCAACGACGGAGGCUACCACGACCAUGGAAGCAACGACAGAGGCUGCGACAACUGUUGCAGAGGAUGCCUGUCUGCAAGCUCAUAAUGACAAGCGUGCUCUUCAUGGGACAUCAGCGCUGAUCUGGAAUUCUACGCUAGCUCAACAUGCGCAAGAAUGGGCAGAAUACUUGGUGUCAAUUAAUGAUUUGCAGCACGAGCGAAAUAUAGAUGAGGGGGAAAAUCUGUACGCAUCCGUUUCACAAGUUCAAGGCACGUGUGCACAAGCUGUAGAAUCAUGGUACAGUGAGGUGUCUCUCUAUGACUUUCAGAAUCCACCCACAACGCCCCAGGAAUUUUUCGACAUGGGAGCUGGUCACUUCACUCAGGUUGUUUGGAAUGCAACCACAAGUGUCGGAGCGGGUCUUGCCACCAUAGGGCCGGAUGCAUCGGGCGCAAUUCAAACCUAUAUAGUGGCUCGGUAUUAUCCACAGGGAAACAUUCUCGGAAAGUUUGGUCAGAAUGUUUUUGAACCAGUGGGACCUUGAAUAUGAAAACCGCCAAAACCAGUGGACUGCCAUGAUUGCAUUUCCAAAUCUCGGCGAGAAGGAAAAAGAAUGCUUCCUUCGGAGAAUUUACAUCUCUUUUCUAAAUUCAUUUCAAUUCAGUUUAAAAUGUUUAGUCCUACAAUGAAAGUGAUUUCUUUACGAUAUUUCAAAAUGCCUUAGCUGAGGAAGAGUCAGGUGAUAAAUUAUCAAGUUUUGUCAUCCACGGUUUUAGUGACAGGGCAGGAAAACUAAAUGAAACAUUUGUUAAUUAGAAGAUACAUCUCUGUUUUCUGCGAGAAAAUAAAUAAACUUGGCGUGUCGUUAUUAUCCUU